This is a messenger RNA of Sorghum bicolor (sorghum), 2247 nucleotides long. Its product is annotated as transcription factor bHLH84. Gene Ontology annotation, molecular function: protein dimerization activity; DNA-binding transcription factor activity. Gene Ontology annotation, biological process: regulation of DNA-templated transcription. The record is from RefSeq and is a predicted model, not a curated record. NCBI's taxonomy places the organism in Eukaryota, Viridiplantae, Streptophyta, Magnoliopsida, Poales, Poaceae. The transcript has 3 exons. Bases 715 to 1971 code for a protein of 418 amino acids.
ACUACCGAAACAGGCAUAGCCGCUAGGCAUCUAUAAAAGAAGCAGCCCAUAUGCAUCCAUCAACAGGAGGACCAUAUCCCACAUAUGCAUGAUCGGUGCUGUGUCUCCACCCCGGCCGGCCUAUCUCCUCAUUCUCCUCCCUCCCGCUGUCCGCUCUCGCAUAAGCUAACUCGAACAGCGCGAGAGCUAGCGCUUCCGCGAAGCUCUGGUUGCUGAUUGAUUGGUCAAUCAGUUAGCAUAGCUCAUCAGCUGAGCAAAGACACUACGACUGCUGCAGAUAUAUCCUCUCUCUUUUCUUUACUCGCCUCGCCGGUUGUUCGUCCGGGCGAGUUCUUCAUCUCGCUCAUCUACACCGGUCGUCGUCGUCGGCGGCUCAUCAGCGCCACCGUACCGCCGUUGACGGCGUGCUCUCCAACGACGGCGGCUGUUGGAAGAAGCCGCGUGACGUUGCGCUCCGUCGGCGAAGCGAGAAGCGAGAAUCAAGUCCCAUCGUUAGCCACAUCAAUCAUCGAUCGGUCGCGAUUGAUAGGGAAGAUUCCCUCUUCGAUGUAGAUGGAUCGUACCAGUCUUCCUUUCGUACAUACGUAUGGCCAAGAACUCGUCUAACGCUCGAAGCUUCCUCUUUUGUGCAGUGUACAGUCGUAUAGCGUCCUCCCAGCAGAAUCCCUGCGCCAGUCAUUAUUUCAGCUUCCUCGGCGGCGGGAGGCGGCGGCGAUGGACGCUACCUUUGGCUGGGCCGGCGCCGGCCACCAUGUUGACGAAUACUUCUCGCGCCAGGCUGCUGCUGGAUGCAGUCGGUUCGACAUGGACGAGGCCUUCCUUGGGGUGUGCUUUGGGCAGCUCCAGUGCGACGGUGCCCUUAUUGGCGGCGGCGGCGGCGACGCCGGAGCAUGCCAGGUGAGCUCGAAUGCGUGUGCCAUCGAAGGCGGCGGCGCGGGUAUGGACGGCGACCCGCUCGCGUUCUUGAGCGCGGGGACGGGGGAUGUCUUCGACGCUGGCCUACUCGACGCGGCGCUCGCCUUCACCCGGGAGCUCGGAUACGGCGGGGCGGUGUCCAACGGCGGCGCCAUGCUCUCCAGCUACAGCGGUACAACCGGCGGAAACAUAUCCUCCGGGGAGUCAAACAACUAUAGCGGCGGCGGCGGCGGCGGCCACGACGCCGAGGUGGUGUCGCCGACGUCCAUCAUGUCACAAACCACCACGGCGCCGCCGCCGUUGACGUUUACCCACGCGUCAUCCCACUCACAGCAGGCGGCACACGGCCACCGCGUCAAGAGGAAGGUCGACGUGAGCGACGAGUUCCCGGCGACCGCCAUCGCAACAACAACAACCACCGCACCGCCACCGGCGCCGUUCCCGCGGCCUGCCGGCGGUGGCGCGAAGCGGCGUGCCGCGGCGACGAGCAUCAGCUUCGGCGGCGGCGCCCAUGUCGCGCGCGAUCCCAGCGCGGGGUACGAGCCGGACAUGGAGGCGAUGGCGCAGGUGAAGGAGAUGAUCUACCGCGCGGCGGCGAUGCGGCCCGUGAACCUGGGACCCGAGGUGAUCGCCGCGGCGGCCGCGGAGAAGCCCCGGCGGAAGAACGUGCGCAUCUCGAGCGACCCGCAGACGGUGGCGGCGCGGCUGCGGCGGGAGCGCGUGAGCGAGCGCCUGCGCGUGCUGCAGAAGCUUGUCCCCGGGGGCAGCAAGAUGGACACAGCGUCCAUGCUGGACGAGGCGGCGAGCUACCUCAAGUUCCUCAAGUCUCAGGUCCAGGCGCUGGAAACCCUAGGCACGACCAACGACACGAGCACCAGCAACAGCACAGCAACAGCAAGCAGGUCGCAGCAAUACAACUAUUACAGCAGCGGCAGCAAUAAUCCUGGUGGGUUCCUCGGAUUUGCAGCAGGAAGGAGCAGUAACAUGAUUUCUCCAGCUGGGUAUGUAAAUCCAACAAUCGGAUCGUCGAAUACUAGCAGCAAACUACUGUUGUAGUAACUGUUCCUGUAGUAUGACUGUCGUCGUCGUCCAGAUCACUCCAGAGUGGACGAUAUACACAUGCAUGCAUGUUGCUGUUUCAUACCUACUGUUUCUUGGUCAGGGUCUCUUUUGUUAGUAGAUUACACGGCCGGCCGGCGUACUUACGGUGAUGGUAUGAUCGUAUAUCAUGAGUACUAUUAGUACUGCGUAUAGUAGAUACUAGAUACUAUAGCACGGUAUUUAAGGUUGUAGUUACACAUAUAUGUGCAAAUUAAGUUUGGAUUCGCCUCA